This is a messenger RNA of Naegleria gruberi, 2194 nucleotides long. RefSeq lists its product as uncharacterized. The record is from RefSeq and is a predicted model, not a curated record. Gene Ontology annotation, biological process: cell division. The coding region runs from base 29 to 2194 and encodes 721 amino acids. NCBI's taxonomy places the organism in Eukaryota, Heterolobosea, Eutetramitea, Acrasida, Naegleriidae. The transcript has 4 exons. Gene Ontology annotation, molecular function: DNA binding; protein binding.
AUCAUCCAACAUUCCUUCUCCAUCAGGUAUGAACCAGCUCUUCGGAAAGGAAAACUUUAAAGUUAUUAUCAAGAAAUUAAAUCAACAAAUACAUAAUGAAUUUUAUGAUAGUGCCUGUGAGAUUGGGACAUUAAUGAUUAGUGCCUGUUUCAAUUCUAUUGUGAAAGGUUCUCCGUCAACUGAUUCGAAUAUUUCGCCCUAUCAAUCAUCUUGGAAUUUUUCAUCACCUGAAUAUUGUGUUGAUACAUUGGCCAAUGUUGUUCUUGUAUCGUUUAAAGAAAAUUGUAAAAGCAAUUCUCCUCAAGAGGAAGUGGAAAUGUUGCAAAUAUUUGUUGAUUUAAUUGUAAGCUAUUCGAGAGCACUUUUUGGAAAUAACGAAUUUGUAAAGGCAAAGCAUUAUCUGGCUCAGGCAUCUGCAAUAUCAUCCUAUAUUUUGGAGAACUUAUCAUCAAAAACUCAAGAAGACCAAAAGAAGCACUAUUACAUUUGUGAACUGCUUGCCGAUGCUUGUUUGAAAAUUAAUUUGGAUGAUGAGGCAGAAAUUCAUUUAAAAUCAAUUCCAAAAGAAUUUAGAAAUGUUAAAAAUUGUAUGAAAUUGGGAGAUAUCUACAUGAAAAAUGAUAAAAGUAGAGAGGCUGUAGCUUGCUAUCAAGAUGUUUUAAGAUUGGACAGAUAUUCAAUUUCUGCAGUAGAAAAAUUGAUCAAGUUAGGACUUCCAGAAGACAAGAAGAAAAAUCUCACUGAUUAUUACAAAAAAGAAGAUUGGUUAGCUAAAUUGGUAGAUGUCAAAUAUUAUUCUCACAAUAACCAACAUGAAAAGUUAAUUCAAUCUCUCAAAUCUUUGGAAAAAUCAUUCCCUAAUAAUGUUGAGCUAAAAUUGAAUUUGGCUGAAUGCUAUGAUCAAUUAUCCAAGUAUGAUGAGGCUAUUGAAUUAUUCAAAAAAUGUUACAAAAUGGAUGCGUACACAGAUUGUAAAUCUAGUACAUUUGCCACUCUUUUACAAACAACUGGACACCCUAUAGAGUUACAAAGUUUAUCAACCAGAUUACUUAAAACAAAUAAGGGUUCCUCAGAAUGCUGGUUAGUUCUUGCUAUUUAUUACACAUCUAGAACCACCUUAUUUAGUGUAGUUUCUGAUGAAAGUGAAUCUAAUAAGAAUUCUUUACAACAAAAUAUGGAAAUGGCUAUUCGUGCUGUUGACAAAGCACUCGAAUUGAAUCCCUCAUUCAUUCUAGCCUAUCUUUGGAAAGGUCAUUUAUUAUUAAUGGCUCAACAACACAACAAGGCCAUUCUCAUUUACAAACAAGCCAAAAAAAUCUCAACAGACAUUCGUAUCUAUCAAGGGCUAGUUAAGGCUCACCUAUCAAUUCCACAACAUUUUCAAGAUGCCUUGAAUAUUGCUCUCUCUGCUCAAAAAAUUUACCAUGGAAAGUUUGAUUACAAACCUCACAUUCUUCUUGGAAGUGUAUAUACAAUGAAGGAAGAAUUUCAUGAUAAUGCUCAAAAAGAAUUCGAGUCUGCUCUAAAAAUCUGCCAAGAAACAAAGAAUGAAUUUGGAAUGGAAGAGGCACUAUUAGGCAAAGUUGAAUUAGAUAUUAAGAGACAACAUUUUGAUUCAGCAAUCAAAACUCUUCAAUCUCCAAACCUUAAACAAAAUACUGACAUUAUUCAAACCAAGUUAGGUCAAAUAUACCUCCUACAACAACGAUUCGAAGAUGCAUUCCAAUGUUUUCACAAAGCUCUCUCAUUGAAUAGAUUUAAUGAAAUUGCUCGUCAGGAAUUAUUGAAAUUAGAAGAAUCCGUUCCUCAAGAUGAAGAAGAACAAGAAGAAGAUUAUGAAAUAGCCAAACAACAAGAACAACAAAAGAAGGCCAUGGAAGAGGCCGAAGAAAAGAGAAGAGCUAUUCUCUCUCAAAUUCUUGAACACGAUGCCAGAGAAAGAUUGAAUAGAAUUUUCCUUGUAAGACCAGAAAGAGCAAGAGCAUUCGAGGAUUAUGCAAUUAAAUUGGCACAAGGUGGAAAACUUCCAGGUAAAAUUAAUGAAGAACUCUUGGUUAAAAUGUUGGAACAAAUGUCCGGAAGUGGAUCGACCAAAGUAAAAAUUCAAAGAAAGAAGAGUUCAUUUGACAGUGAUGAUGAUGAUGACAAUGAUGACGAAGAUGAUGAUGAUGAGGAUGAUGAUUUUUUCAAAUAA